AUGACGUGCGCCCUGUGGGGCCGAGGGGCCGCUCCUCAGAACCUCAUUGGCUUGCUGCUCGCAAUGGUGAACCUACUCGUCCACGUACCUUUCACGGAUCUUCCCUCGCUCCGUGACUACGAGCUCGGCACGCUGAAGCAGGAAUAUGACUACAUUAUCGUGGGUGGCGGAUCCGCCGGCUCCGUGAUCGCCAACCGGCUGUCCGCAAACCCUGACGUCACUGUGCUUCUCCUGGAAGCGGGCGGACUAGAGACGGCCUCUAGGCAGAUACCAGUCAUGGCAGCUUACAACGUCGGUGGCCACGACGACUGGGCGUACUGGACUGUGCCGCAGAAAAAUGCAUGUCUCUCUUUCCGUGAACAGCGAUGCCCCUUGCCGAGAGGCAAAGUGCUCGGCGGAACCAGCGUGCUGAACUACAUGUUGUACGUGCGAGGCGACAGGCUCGACUACGACCGCUGGGCGCAGAAGUACGGAGCCAAGGGCUGGGCAUACGAGGACGUGUUGCCGCACUUCAAAGAUAUAGAGGACUAUCGCGUGGGCCCACUAGGAGAGUACCAUGGAGCUGGCGGUGAGGUCCCGGUCGACUACGCCAACACAAGCACACCGCUCAGCGACGUUUACCUGGAGGCGUGCAGCCAGUCUGGCUACGGCUACGUCGAUUACAACGGACCUUCGCAGUUCGGCUGCUCUCGUCCUCAGACCAACAUGAAGAAUGGCGAACGAUUCAGCGCGAGCAAGGCGUUCAUAGAUUCCGUAAUUAGAGCACGGAAAAACCUUGACGUGGCACUCAUCAGCCAGGUAACAAAGGUGAACUUCGAAGGCAGCCGCGCAGUAGGAGUGACGUUCACCAGAUUCGGACAGUCACGUAACGUGUCUGCCGGACGAGAGGUGAUCCUUUCGGCAGGAACGAUAGGAAGUGCCCAAAUCCUGCUGUUGUCCGGAGUGGGUCCUAGGAAGGACCUCGAACGGCUCAAGAUACCAGUGGUCUCUGAUCUCCCAGUGGGGCGCAGCAUACAGGACCAUGUGCUCUUCUUUACGGCAGUGCCCGUCAUUACGGAUCAGCAAGCUGGCAUACCGUUAUUUAGCCUAGAAGACAUUGCGCAGUACGAGCAAAACAGAACAGACACAGAGCUCUGCAUUGCUGAUGCGCAGGCUUACGAUAGCUACUUGGCUCCGAGAGAUAAUGUUCCCGGUUUUAGACUGGCGGUAAUCAACGUCCGGCCGGAGUCCCGGGGUCGCAUCACAUUGCGUUCCACGGAUCCCAACGAGCAACCAGACAUCGACUUACGCUUGAUGGAGCACCCUCAAGACGUCAGAGUUGCCGCUGAAGGCACAAAAAUCUUCAUAGACCAGAUUCUAAACACGGACGCCAUGAGGGGAAUCGGUGCGAAGCCGUGGGACGUCACCUUCCCUCCUUGUGCCGAGGCGGGACCGCAGUGGAGCAUGGAAUACAUCGAGUGCCUAUUCCGGCACUUGGCGAAUCCUGGGUGGCAUAUUUGCUGUUCUGCACCUAUGGGCUCGCAUCCAAACGCCGUCGUGGACGAACGCCUCAGGGUCCGAGGCAACAUCACUGGUCUACGGGUGGCCGACGCAUCCGUGAUGCCUGAUAUUGUCAGCGGCACUACCCAAGCAGCAGCUAUGAUGAUCGGAAGCAAGGCGGCAGCUAUGAUCAUCGAGGACAGCGGUUCUGAUGUGAAAAAAACUGUGAGAUAGCCGGUAGAGUGUACUAUAAUG
Molecule: messenger RNA, 1734 nt
Organism: Rhipicephalus sanguineus (brown dog tick)
Lineage: Eukaryota; Metazoa; Arthropoda; Arachnida; Ixodida; Ixodidae
Product: glucose dehydrogenase [FAD, quinone]
Exons: 10
Coding region: 1-1713 (570 amino acids)
Molecular function (GO): oxidoreductase activity, acting on CH-OH group of donors; flavin adenine dinucleotide binding
Source: RefSeq, a predicted model, not a curated record